Molecule: messenger RNA, 1699 nt
Organism: Rubroshorea leprosula
Lineage: Eukaryota; Viridiplantae; Streptophyta; Magnoliopsida; Malvales; Dipterocarpaceae
Source: the annotation of a GenBank genome assembly
CUGGCCUUUGCUAUAGUGCAACGCAAGGGCGACGCUCGAGGAUCCCAGUAGCAAGCUACUAUGGAGAAUCCUCCCCCUAAAAAAAUUAAUUUAAUAUCAUGUGAGUCAUUGACUCACGUAUCAGAUAUUAAACUGAUAAGAACAGAUACUACACUUGAUCUUAGCCAAAAGGCCGAGAAAGGACAACUACAAGAAAUUAACCAAGCUCUGGCAAAACAGCGUACACUGACAAGAUGUGCAUUUUCCCCAGCGUAUGACCUGCCUUGGGCCACAAAAAGUGUUCUUGGGGGUUCCACUCAUAACGAGAGCCGACUCUAAUGCAGGCAGUUGGAAUCUUUUGACUUACAAAUUGGUAGGGGCUGCGCGAACGCAAGCCCCCUCUACCACAAAUUAUGACGUAGGCUCUCCCACUUGGGGAGACCUUAGGCAAGUGCACCUUCAAAGUGCAAUGAAGGCCACUUUCCUAGGCCAUGGACCUUUUUGAUCGCCCAUUGACCCCGUCCAGGCAUAUUUGGAAGGCGCAAAGGGGAGCGAUUCCACAGAGAAAGAGAGACCAGAGAGAUGGCAACAACGCCAACGAACAGAGCAGAAAGGAGAAGGAAAAUCGUAGAGAGAGGUUCAGAUCGCCUUGCUCUCAUCACUGGCAGAAUCCACAACCUGCCCUCAUCACCUUCCUCACCUCUGGAUCACCAUGACUUGUUCUCUCGCGAUCAACAGACCCCACGAUCAUAUCUCAACGUUGGGGAACUUGGUGAAGCUUCUCGUUCAUCCUUAUUUCUUAGACGUCAAGCUAGCUAUGAAGCUCCAAAGGGAAGCACCUUUGAUGUUGGAGUCAAGACUGAACCAAGUAAAGUAUUGAAUAAAUCUGAGUCUGUGAAAGAAAUAAUCUCUGUUCCUUCCGAGGGGGAAAUUAGGACAAGAUUACAACCAUUGCAGGUGAAAACAGAAAUCCAGAAGGUAUCACAUGAUCCUAAGCCAAUUGAAAAAACAAUUAAGUACCAGCCUAGAUUAUUCUCUUCUCAGCGACUGAAUCACUGCAUUAUUGCUUCCGAAGGACUGCGCAGCUUCUGUGCCUUCUUGGUAGCACUUAUGGUUGUUCUGUCUUACAUUUCUUAUCCACUGUUUGGAGGAAAUAUUGCCAACUCAGAGAGUAUUGUAGUCUCAAGACCUGUUUACAUUCUCCUGUUAACUGAUAUCACGAUUGUGCUUGCACAUAUGUAUGUUGACAAGAAAGGAGAUUUUGAGGAGGUUGAGGAAGAAAAGGUAGUGCAGAAUGAUGGAGAUAACUGGACAGAAGCAGUUAAGUUUAUGGAGAGGGGAUUAGUUUUCUACCAGACAAUCCGAGCACUUUUCAUAGAUUUCAGUAUUUAUUCAGUGGUGGUAAUCUGUGGCCUUUCUUUCAUCUAGUCCUUCCCUUGCCAGAUGAAAUACCAUUUUUGGUUCUUUCCCCGUCUCUAAUCUGUCAAUUCUAGAAAUUCAUUCAUUUUUCAGCACUGCUAGGAUCAAAUCCCCUGUUGCUCCUAUUUCUUCCUAAUAAUCCCUUUUUGUUAUAAGUGAGAAUAAAAAGGCCUAAUUUCAGAAGGCGGAAUUCAUUUAAGUAAGUUAGCUCUUCUGUUUUCCAGAUGCAUUUAUAAUUUGAAUGGUACUUUGAAUUAUGUAUCUUUCAUCCUUAUGUCAUGAAUAACAGAGCAUUUUUUUU